AUGGCGCCAAAAGGAGAGAAGAAGCCCGCCGAGAAAAAACCCGCAGAAGAGAAGAAAUCCACGGUAGCCGAGAAGGCUCCGGCGGAAAAGAAACCAAAGGCCGGAAAGAAGCUACCUAAGGAAAGCGGUGCUGCCGCUGGAGACAAGAAGAAGAAGAGAAACAAGAAGAGUAUUGAGACGUACAAGAUCUACAUCUUCAAAGUUCUGAAGCAAGUUCACCCUGACAUUGGUAUCUCAAGCAAGGCCAUGGGAAUCAUGAACAGCUUCAUCAACGAUAUUUUCGAGAAGCUAGCUGCGGAGUCUUCUAGACUUGCGAGGUAUAACAAGAAGCCGACGAUUACUUCAAGGGAAAUUCAGACCGCGGUCAGGCUUGUGCUGCCCGGAGAAUUGGCUAAGCAUGCGGUUUCUGAGGGUACUAAAGCAGUAACUAAGUUCACUAGUUCUUAG
Lathyrus sativus (Indian pea) is the source of this 447-nucleotide messenger RNA. NCBI's taxonomy places the organism in Eukaryota, Viridiplantae, Streptophyta, Magnoliopsida, Fabales, Fabaceae. The record is from the annotation of a GenBank genome assembly.